AUGAUGCCCUUUGCUAGGUAUCUGAAAGGCAAUUUCGCCCCUAUACACAGCAUAAAAUCUGCUGCAUCUUGUGAUUACAUCGGAGACAUUCCAGAAGACCUCGUUGGCGGUCAGUACGUCCGCAACGGGGGCAAUCCGGUGACAAACAAUGAUUUAGCACGAGAUUUUCACUGGUUCGAUGGAGACGGCAUGCUCAGUGGUGUCUUUUUCAAGGCAGACGAGAAGUUCGGCAUCCAACCUCAAUACGUAAAUCGAUACGUCUUGACAGAUGUUUUUUUGGCUGCCGAAGCAUGUCCCGAACUGCGCAUCCCAAUAUUGCCCAGCAUUGCAACGUUGAUCAACCCAAAGGCGACUUUGGGUUGGAUUUUCUUCGUAAUAUGUCGAACGCUCUUUUUCAUUCUGCGGUCCUGUCUCAAAAACCCUUCAAGCGCAAUAACGAAGAUAAGUGUAGCCAACACCAAUGUCAUUUAUCACGAUGGGCGUGUUCUAGCCACAUGUGAAAGUGGACCGCCAAUGAGGGUUUCUUUACCCAGCCUUGAAACGGUUGGAUGGUUCAGUGGCUGGAAAGCGGAGGGCGAGCCGCUGAAAUCGGCUCCUUCACCUGGGAUUGGGGGACCCGGUAUAUGCGGCUUUUUGAAAGAAUGGACUACUGCACAUCCCCGGAGAGAUCCGCAUACGCAAGAACUAAUGCUUUUCCAUUCGACAUUCAUCGCACCCUUUGUCCACUACUCGAUUAUUCCGACCUCGAAAAUGAAGAACAGAACAUCAGGGCCUGCAACUCCCAUUCUGAACAUGCCUGUCCCAGGAAUUCAAUCUCCUAAGAUGAUGCACGAUUUUGGUGUAUCUCGCACGCAUACAAUCAUUAUUGACAUUCCCCUUUCGCUUGAUCCAAUGAAUCUUCUUUACAAUAAGCCAGUAGUCGCUUAUGAAUCUGAGGGACGUACACGCUUCGGCGUGUUUCCAAGGCGAAGUCCACAUCGAGUACGGUGGUUUGAAACCAAAGCUUGCUGUAUAUUCCACUCGGUCAACACCUGGGAUGAAGUGGAUACGCUUUCGGGUGCUGUUACAGCUGUGAACAUGCUUGUGUGUCGUAUGACCAGUCCUGCAAUGAUUUUCACCGCAGGAAACAUCUCCCCACCGGUACCUUGCCAUGUUGGUGAAGAGGAAUGUCGACUAUACUAUACUCAAUUUGGUUUGAAUCAAUUUUCGAAUACAAUCAACCAUCAGUGGGCACUUUCCGCUAUACCUUUUGAAUUUUCGCAUGUUCCCAAACACCUCACAAUGUCUGCAACCCAGUUUGUCUACGGCUGUUCUUUAUCGAAAGGCACAUUUACUGCGGCACUUGGACGAGCGACCAAAAUUGAUUGUUUAGUGAAGCUGGAUGUCAGUUCUCUGAUUAAGAAGGGUCUUGGACAGCCACCUGUUCCUGUGACCGGCUGUGUGGAUGACCGGUCCGUUCAGGAAAUCCUGGAUCUGAAAGAUCCAAAUGAUCCUAUCAAAGUAUUCCAGAUCCCUGAUGGAUGGUAUGCACAAGAAUGUAGUUUCGUUCCUCGGAAUGAAGGAACGUCAGAAGAUGAUGGAUGGCUUUUGACCUUCGUUUUUGACGAAUCCCAACUCGACGUGGAGGGAAAUGCAUUGGAUAAUGCCCGUAGUGAGCUAUGGGUCAUUGAUGCAAAGGGAAUGCAAGACUUGAUCGCUCGGGUUUUGCUGCCUCAGCGAGUGCCGUAUGGACUACAUGGAAGCUGGUUUCCCAAGGAGGAAAUCUGCAAACAGCGGCCUGUGGAGAGCUACCGGGAAAGUCUGAACUAA
This is a messenger RNA of Penicillium pulvis, 1809 nucleotides long. Its product is annotated as carotenoid oxygenase family protein. The record is from RefSeq and is a predicted model, not a curated record. Gene Ontology annotation, biological process: carotene catabolic process. Gene Ontology annotation, molecular function: carotenoid dioxygenase activity. NCBI's taxonomy places the organism in Eukaryota, Fungi, Ascomycota, Eurotiomycetes, Eurotiales, Aspergillaceae. Bases 1 to 1809 code for a protein of 602 amino acids. The transcript has 2 exons.